Ilex paraguariensis (yerba mate) is the source of this 874-nucleotide messenger RNA. NCBI's taxonomy places the organism in Eukaryota, Viridiplantae, Streptophyta, Magnoliopsida, Aquifoliales, Aquifoliaceae. The record is from the annotation of a GenBank genome assembly.
AUGAUCAAUGAAAUUCGGGGCGUCCUAGAUCUCACUGAGGAAAUAUUACUGCGAUUUGGUUUUAGCAAAUAUGAAGUGAACCUUUCAACAAGGCCUGAGAAAGCUGUGGGAGGUGAUGACAUAUGGGAAAAAGCAACAUCUGCCCUCAAGGACGCAUUGGAUGAUAAAGGGUGGAGCUAUCAGAUUGAUGAAGAUGGUGGUGCCUUUUAUGGUCCAAAGAUUGAUCUCAAGAUUGAGGAUGCUCUUGGAAGGAAGUGGCAGUGCUCAACCAUACAGGCAUGUCCUGAAUUUGGAAGCUGUUCUUGGAUCCUUGGAGCGGUUCUUUGGUGCCUCAUAAAGCAUUAUGCUGGAGAUUUUCCAUUAUGGCUUUCUCUGGGCCAAGCACGAGUUUUACCAGUCACAGACACACAGCUUGAGGUGGCCAGGAUGUUGAAAGUUAGUGGUAUCCGGGCUGAAGUUUGCAGUGGCAAGCGGUUGCCAAAGCUCAUUAGGAAUGCUGAGAAGCAGAAAAUCCCACUGAUGGCGGUCUUAGGGCUGAAGGAGGUAGAAACACAAACUGUAACGGUUAGAUCUAGGUUUGGUGCGGAGAUGGAUACCAUGACAAUAGAUGAUUUUAUUAGUAGAACCAGACAUGCAACAGAAAACAGAACCUUCAUUUGAAACGGUUGUUGUUGGAACUAUGGCUGUCCGGGCUCGCUUUAAUUAGGUCCAAAUAGCAUUGUUGUCGGGUAUAUUGUACACGGAUAUCAAAACAUUAGAUCGGAUAUAUACAAUGAAAAAGAGUGUUAUACGUUUUUGAACCCAGAAGCAUUUUGUUCAUACUCUGACUAUUAUGUAUAUUUGGAAUCUUGAUGUUAAAAAUCAUCAAUACAGC